Messenger RNA from Megalobrama amblycephala (Wuchang bream), 731 nucleotides. RefSeq names its product SH2 domain containing 1A duplicate b (gene sh2d1ab). The record is from RefSeq and is a predicted model, not a curated record. The transcript is spliced from 3 exons. Lineage: Eukaryota; Metazoa; Chordata; Actinopteri; Cypriniformes; Xenocyprididae. Bases 89 to 415 code for a protein of 108 amino acids.
AUUUCCUGCCUGGUUUCAUCAUUUCCUGCUCAAGGAACAAAUAUUACUUGCUGGUAGUGAUUGCCUGAGAAACAAUGCAUGCAGCACAAUGGAAUCGCUUUCUGUUUAUCAUGGGGCCAUCAGUCGAGAAGUGUGUGAGAUGCGUCUGUGUGAAGCGGGCAAAGAUGGGAGCUAUUUAAUUCGAGACAGCGAGAGCGUUCCUGGUGCCUACUGCCUCUGUGUCCUGUGUAAAGGUUUUGUCUACACGUACCGGCUCCAGAGAGACUCAGCGGGCUCCUGGGCGGCUGAGACAGCACCAGGUCAGACUCAACGCUUGUUCCGAAAAGUCAAGAAUUUGAUAAGUGCCUUUGAGAAACCAGACCAGGGCAUUGCUGUUCCCCUCCUCUAUCCUGUAACUGUCCAGAAGUUCUGCUAGAAUAUUCCUAAUCACCAUCCUUAAAACAACAAAACAAACUACAAGCAUGUGGACAAUUUUAUUGUAUAAUUAUACAUUUUAUGCUGUUUCAUAAUAACAUGUGGAUUUGUAUGUAUAAAAGGAUUUGUAUAAAAUUGUGAUUGUGAAUCUUAAUUUGUAAAGAAUGUUUUACUGUGGGAAAUUGUAAAAGCUUAAUCUAAAAUAUAAUUUGAAUGUGUGGUGCAUUUUAACACACAUUAUGAGUUAAUCAUUCUAUAUCAAAUGUUUAAUAAAACAUAAAGUGUUGAAUAAAACAGACUUAACUAGACAAAUAUCA